GACAAUAUUUUUCAAUCCUUUUUUAUCGACGAAAUUUUUUUGCCAGCUAAAUCGCAUAAUUUCUUCGAUACAAUUAGUUUUAUAGUAUUUACAUUUGAGAUGAUACAUUACAUUUGAGGUGAUUACAUUUGAAAUGAGAUGAUAUAUUUCCAUUACUGUUGUGGAUAGAUAACUUCGUCGAUAAAAUGUGCUCGAUUAUUGUCAUUUUUAUCGAAUUACUGGAAUUGGUGUCACUCUGUUGCGUUAGACAGAAAUUUCAUAUUACAAGGCUACAUAUAAUAAUUUGCACUCAAUUCUAUAAUAAUAACGAUGCUCAUUUUCUAAUUUUUUUCUAUCAUUUAAUGCAGCGAAAAUUUAUUUCAUACCGUCUACAAUGUUUCGUUUUUCAUGCUUAACCAGACAUUGCCCUACCAUAUUACCGCAGUCUUGUAAACUCAAUUUUUUAUGAAUUCUAAUUAUGUCAUCGUUCGUAAUUAAGCCUGUAAUUAGUAGAAAUCCUAUAGAAGCAAACAUGCAAACGCUUGGUAUGUUUAAAUAUAGUACUGUAAUAGGAAAUAUAUUGUUCAUACGAUAGAAGAUCCACAUAACGGGUGUUUAUAUAAUGCAGGUUCCACUGCAUCUAUCGCUUUCAUAAAUAUUUUCUACUACGACUAAAAAAUGCGUAAAUUAUUUUAUUUAUCUCCUUCAAUAAUUUUGCUCUUACGCAAGUAUUGAUUUUGCAACUAAGAGAUUGUCGUUAGGCGGUAUUAACAGAAUCCACAAUCACUUAGUUGCCAACCCAAUAGUAUAUUUCGUUUAAGCGAUCGCUAAUCUACUAUGUGCAUAUUAAGCGACAAGAAAAGUUUUGUUAUAUUAUGAAUCUGUCUUGGCACGAAUAAGUUGAAAAAUUGCUUAAAAUUUUGGAAAAUCAGGAUUAAUUUACAGAUAAACUGCCUAUCUGUAUCAAAUCAAUGACCACUUUUAGUUAUCGAGAACGUUGCUUUCUCAUUUUUAACUACGAAUCGCAAUAAGCUGCGAUAACCGAUAACAGUUAACUAAGUAGUAACUUCCGGGUGGUGAAAUCGUCGUGAACGCAAAAACAAGUACACGUCAACGACCGGUCAAAACGUUUCCUUCUUUUCUCUAACAUCCAUCGUCUUUCUCCAUCACUUUCUUCGUCGAUAUUGUCGGUAAAAAAGGAGCUCGACUAGCACACGAAGCACUGACAAGGACGCAAUUCAGUUGCUGCUGGAACAACAGAGGGCCGAUGUUUGCAAAGAGCGGGGGGACACGGUUUUUACUUAUCUCUGCAGUUUUUAUGCCAUCUCAGUGCAAGAAAUCGGAAUCUCGACGUAGAGUUCUCAACGUAAACAAUACCAAGCUGUAAGAAAGUUAGAAUGAUUACGUGAAAUGGUCCAAUUGGCGGGCUUGUCUCUGACACCGAACGUCAUUCUAAAAUAAACAAUAAUCAUGGGUAGUGAGUUGAACCUCAACGAGAAUACAAUACCCGACCAAAAAUGGAGAAAAUACUUCCGAUGGAUGGAGGAAGUGUCGGUGGAGCCAACGAUGUGGCUGUACAUGAUGGCAUUCAUGAUCACUUCUGUCGUGGAACAAGCUUUUUUCGUCUACAAAGCGUGUCGAGUCGAUCACGGUUAUUCAGAAGAAAUUUGCGCUAAUCUGAAGGAUAACGCGACGAUAAACACCAAAGUACAGGUAACAGUGUCAAGUUUCCAUCAAUGGAAUAACAUAGCAGGCCAUGUGGUCCCUAUAAUACUAGCUCUAUUUUUUGGGAACUGGAGCGAUCGACGUGGUCGAAAACUGCCGCUAAUUGUUGGGCUACUAGGAAAGUUCAUCUAUUCUUUUAUGGUUGUAAUCAAUUCCAUGAUAGAUACAUGGGAUCUAAAUACUAUAGUAUAUACAGCGAGCCUUCCCAUGGGCAUGUUAGGAGGAGAUGUCGCUAUUUUUGGUUCUUGUUUUGCAUAUAUAUCAGACAUAUCAUCCGUUCAGCAAAGAACCCUAAGGAUUACCAUUUUAGAUGUGGUUUACCUCAGCACUAUGCCUACUGGUGUGGCUCUGGGCUCUUAUCUUUACUCAAAUGUUGUCAAAUCAUCCUAUACCAUAAUGUUCAGCAUAAACUCCACUUUAUUAGCUUUAGCCAUUUUGUACUCACUGGUUAGACUAAAGUGGCAAACAUUGCCUCAGCAACAGUCACUAGCAGGUACUAAUUUGUUAACUGACUACUUUGAUAAGAAACACGUGGUGGCAACUGUAAGGACAAUGACCAAGAACAGGCCAAAUCAUGGAAAGCUUCACCUGUGGCUUCUGCUGGUCAUCAUGAUGCUAUAUACUUUCCAAAGAGACGAGAAACCUAUGAGUUUCUUGUAUACUCAAUUGAAAUUCAAGUGGGACGUGAGAAAAUUUAGCAAUUUCAGAACAUUCCAAUCAGCUACCUUUGUGAUAGCGAUGCUAAUCGGCGUGCCAGUAAUGAGCAAACUGAUGGGAAUUAGGGAUACUAUUAUGGUAGCCAUUGGCGCUAUUGCUCAUGCUUCUGGAAGAGUAAUAUUCGUCUUAGCCGAGAUACCAGAAUUAUUCUAUGUUGGUGCUGCUGUAGCUGCUCUUGGACCAAUAGUGGCGCCAGUCCUGCGGUCAAUGACCUCAAAACUAGUUCCUGUGGACGAACGAGGGAAGGUAUUCGCAAUUUUAUCAGUUUGUGAUAAUGCAGUGCCUUUGUUCAGUGGCAUAUUAUAUUCCCAACUAUAUAAUGCGACCAUAGACUCAGCACCUAGCUCAAUUUAUUGGCUGACCUUUGUCACUCAAGUGUCCAUUCUAAUUCUUAUUCUAAUAAUUCAGUUUUCUAUGAGGAAUAAAACACAUUUAGAACGCAUAGAAUAUAUAGAUGAUGAAACUGACUGUUCAUCAAUACCUCCUACUAUGAGUCAAAACACAAGUAGAUGAUCUUCAAAUGAAAAUAUAUGCGAUUGAAUCUUAGACAAAUCUAAUUUUAAUUUUCUUUUUAUUUUGUAAGAUGUAUGUUUGAUUAAUAGGCUGCCAAUUUCUAAUAGAAUAUAAUGAAAGAUAUGUAGUAUACAAAGAGAUAUUUGUAAAAUACUAGUGGGAUAAAUUUUCCUGGAUUCGAUUCAAACAUAUGGUGUGUACUGAUGAUCUGUAUAUUAACCAUAAUCUGUAUAUUUUUUUAAAUUGUAAAUUUCCAUUUUGUGUAAAUAUCCGUCGUCUAAUGAUUAAUAUUGUAUUAUUAAACCCCUAUGAGUCACAAAUUUUGUAUAGAAUAACUUCUUCAGAUUUCAUUGAUGCAAACCAUAAGACCUAUAUUUCAUUAGCUGUGUUUAUAAAAAUGUGAAUAUGUUUAAGUAUCCGUAGCGCAGUGAUUAAUACUCUAUUAACAGAUAUCUAUAGUCCAUACAUCAGAAAUCACAUGUAUAAAAAGAGAAAACUUGAAUUAAUGAUGCAAAAACUUUUAAUUCACCAUGUUGAGAAAUUUCCUUAGAUUUUUAAUGUACAAUAUCGUAUUUAUUAUAUGUUAAUAUAUUAUAUAUUAUAUAUUACAUAUUAUAUAUUUUAUAUAAAUUGUAUUUAUAUAAAAAUAUUAUAAUUCAUAA
Bombus pyrosoma is the source of this 3596-nucleotide messenger RNA. Its product is annotated as thymic stromal cotransporter homolog. The record is from RefSeq and is a predicted model, not a curated record. Gene Ontology annotation, molecular function: transmembrane transporter activity. Gene Ontology annotation, biological process: transmembrane transport. The coding region runs from base 1450 to 2934 and encodes 494 amino acids. Gene Ontology annotation, cellular component: membrane. NCBI's taxonomy places the organism in Eukaryota, Metazoa, Arthropoda, Insecta, Hymenoptera, Apidae. The transcript has 9 exons.